CGGCUGCGGGGAAACGGAAGCGGAAGUGCCGCCAUCUCCUCUUGCUAGUCGAGCAACGGCAGGGUCGGUUCAGACGUUAUUUACGACAGUAGCGCUAUUGUAUUAGUAUAAGCGGCUGUAUGACACGUUAUUUGUUUAAAUGACGAGCACGACUCGAAGGGCGAUAGCUGUUAAGGAAACCGCGGUGGGCGUCACUCUGUCACGCACUCAGGCUCUCCUCUUUAUGAGUUGAGCUAGCAUAGCGCAGCGCUCGAGUCUCUAAAUGAGCUUUUUUUUUAUUUAUAGCGCCGUGACAGAGGCAACAGGGCGUCCAUUUACUCUCGUCUUCACUGAUAAUAAACGCUUUCUUUUGCUCGGCUGAUGUCUGGUCGUGUUUGAGAGGAAAGAAAGAAACUCAGCGUUAUUUCACCCCACAUCUGUGCUUCUGGGCCCUCAUGUGGCCGCUCUGCGGAGGUUUGGAGCAGUGGACAGGCUGAACACUGAGAGACCCUGACCUGAGCGCACACGCAGAGAGAGAGAGCGACACCCCCAGAUUUUGCAGAACCUGAUAGCCAGCCUGUUGCCAUGUCGACAUCAUCGCUACGGCGACAAAUGAAGAACAUUGUUCACAAUUUCUCAGAGGCAGAGAUAAAGGUUAGGGAAGCAACCUCUAAUGACCCAUGGGGUCCCUCUAGCUCUCUGAUGUCAGAGAUUGCUGACCUGACAUACAAUGUAGUGGCCUUCUCAGAGAUUAUGAGCAUGGUCUGGAAGAGACUCAAUGACCAUGGGAAGAACUGGAGACAUGUAUAUAAAGCUAUGACUCUGAUGGAGUAUCUGAUAAAGACGGGUUCCGAGAGAGUGGCACAGCAAUGCAGGGAAAACAUCUAUGCCGUUCAGACUCUUAAAGAUUUCCAGUACAUUGACAGAGAUGGCAAGGACCAGGGUGUGAAUGUACGGGAAAAGGCCAAGCAGCUGGUGACUUUGCUAAAAGACGAGGAGAGGCUACGAGAGGAGAGGAUCCAUGCUCUCAAGACCAAAGAGAAGAUGGCACAGACUAGCAGUGCAUCUUCGGCCCCUUCUGCUCCUGCUUUAGGGGGAGGACUGCACUCGGGAGCAGACCCUGAGCAGGCGUGGCCCCAGAGCACUGGAGAGGAGGACCUACAGCUCCAGCUGGCACUAGCCAUGAGCAAGGAAGAGGCGGAGCAGACUAGCAAUGACCCUCUGGAAGAUGCAGAUCUCCGCUACGCACUCACAGUCAGCCAGGAGACUCACCAAAAGGAGGAGCGUCUGCGCAGGGGAGACGACCUGAGGCUGCAGAUGGCCAUCGAGGAGAGUAAGAGGGAGAAAGCCAAGCCCGAGGAGUCGUCUCUGAUGGAGUUGAGUGCUGUAGAUCCAUGGGGGGCCCCUGCAACGGGCUCCGCAGCACCCUCUCCUCCUCCCGCUUUGGCUCCUGCAUCUACUGCUGGGCCAUGGGGCCCUGCAGACCCGUGGGGAGCCGCUUCCCCCGCUUCUCCUCCAAGUGCUGACCCCUGGGGAGGUGCACCAACAACCGUAGCCCCAGAUCCAUGGGGUGACUCUUCCUCUAGAGGAAACUCUGACCCCUGGGCAUCAACCGCUGUGACCCCUCCAAGUGCAGACCCUUGGGCUGCCUCAGUGGCUCCGGCCCCUACCCCGCUCUCAGGGUCAACCGAUCCCUGGGCAGCGGAAGGAGCCGCCCCUGCCACUGACGGUCUGACCUCUGAUCCCUGGAGUGGCUCAUUUAAACAAACUAAUGGCACAGCAGAUCCAGAGAGAAGAGGCUCCUCAGUGAUAGGAGGUGAUGGUGGAGGCAGCACAGGCUCUCCAGUUCCCUUUGACCUUUCAUCGCUCAGUACCUCCUUGCCUGUUCGAAAAACGCCAGAGUCAUUUUUGGGUCCCAAUGCUGCACUCGUGGAUUUGGACUCACUAGUAUCAUCAAAACCCAAACCUAAACAACCACCACCGCCAAGCAUCUCCUCCACAUCUCACAACCCCUUCCUACAGACACAGGGUCCCUCCUCAACAGGGAUGGGAGUUACCCCAGGCAGUAACAUUUCCAGUAGAGGGGUGUCUCCAUCGCCACCUUCUGCAUCUAAUCCUUUUGGCACGACCUCGAUGGCAUCCAUCUCCCCUCAACCUUCUUCACUCGGUCUGAGCCAGCUCCGUACAAGCCCCAUCCCCCAGAAUCCUAUGCUGUGUCACAUGCCUCCACCAGCAGUGGGAAUGGUUCAGCCAGGGAUGGGCAUGCCAGGAAUGGGGGUCCCUAUGGUGACCCCUGGUAUGGGCAUGGGAAUGGUACAGUCCAGCCAAAUGGGCAUGCCUUUUGGUGGAAUAUCCCCCAUGGGUCCCACAGGAAAUCCCUUGCUGAUGGGCCCUGGUGGCCCCACACAGCCUGCACUGAUUUUGGGCGGGCCAUCAGGGGUGGGCGGAGUGAUGGGAACAGGAGGAUCUAUGGGAGGUGGAACGACAGGCACAAGCACCAAUCCUUUCCUUCUUUGAGAGAUUUCACUAAUACCACGUGCCCCUUCAACUAAAUCCAACCAAUCCAAACCUGCCCUACCAACACAAACAGUUCGUGUUUGACAAAAAAAAAAAAAAA
Carassius auratus (goldfish) is the source of this 2596-nucleotide messenger RNA. Its product is annotated as epsin-1-like. NCBI's taxonomy places the organism in Eukaryota, Metazoa, Chordata, Actinopteri, Cypriniformes, Cyprinidae. Gene Ontology annotation, cellular component: clathrin vesicle coat; endosome; plasma membrane. The record is from RefSeq and is a predicted model, not a curated record. Gene Ontology annotation, biological process: endocytosis. The transcript is spliced from 13 exons. The coding region runs from base 565 to 2496 and encodes 643 amino acids. Gene Ontology annotation, molecular function: phospholipid binding; clathrin binding.